Molecule: messenger RNA, 8761 nt
Organism: Labeo rohita (rohu)
Lineage: Eukaryota; Metazoa; Chordata; Actinopteri; Cypriniformes; Cyprinidae
Gene: pou2f1b
Product: POU class 2 homeobox 1b
Exons: 14
Coding region: 420-2522 (700 amino acids)
Biological process (GO): regulation of transcription by RNA polymerase II
Cellular component (GO): nucleus
Molecular function (GO): RNA polymerase II cis-regulatory region sequence-specific DNA binding; DNA-binding transcription factor activity, RNA polymerase II-specific
Source: RefSeq, a predicted model, not a curated record
UUAUGAACAUUUAAAUUAGGGAGAAAGCUCUCAGAGCGCCGUGCGAAAUGAAUUGCUUGCAGGACUUCAAAGUGUUGCUCGGCUAAUGAAGUGAGGGAGAUUUGCAUAUGGCUUUAAUCAGCUGCAUACUGAUUAUGCUUUAUUACGGCGCUGGCAGCCGCUUCGCUUCUGUUCCGUUCCAGAAUGAAAACGAACUUCUUCACACUCUAGUUGUUAUGACAAUCAUGGCACAGCGAGAGUGAGAGAGAGAGCAAGCAAGCAAGCCGGAGAGACUGAGAGAAAGGCAGCCACAGUUUCAGUGAAGCUUAGCUCUGCUCUGCUCUGCACGUGUGUUGUUUUUCCACUCCAAACCGUUUAGUUACACAGAGACUUCUUUGCUUUUGACGGUUGUCUGCGAAAGGGGUGCUAAGUUUGUUGUGAUGCUCGUAGAGACGCUUGACAAGGCAGGUGCAGCAACUGCUGAUUCUAGAAUGAGUAAUCCAUCGGAAACAAGUAAAUGUGCAAUGGAGAGCGGGGACGAAAACACUGGUGCCCAAACAAAUGGACUGGACUUUCAGAGGCAGACUGUGCAAACAACAAGCGCAAUCACCAACGCACACGCACAGGCCUUGCUCCAACAGUUGACUUUGACUCCAGCGCAGCAGCAGUUAUUGCUGCAGCAGGCUCAGGCUCAGCUCUUAGCAGCAGCGGUGCAGCAUUCAGCCGGCCAGCAGAGCAGCACUACAGGAGCCAGCAUCUCUGCCUCCGCUGCCACCCCCAUCACCCAGAUCCCCCUCUCCCAACCCAUCCAGAUCACACCUCAGUUACAGCAGCUGCAACAGCAGCAGAACCUCAACCUGCAGCAGUUUGUGUUGGUCCAGCCGGGCCACCCCAUCGCAACACAGCUGCAGCCCGCGCAGUUCAUCAUCUCGCAGACACCACAGGGCCAGCAGAGUCUCCUGCAGGCCCAGAACCUUCUAACUCAACUACCUCAAAGCCAAGCCAACCUCCUGCAGACCCAGCCAAGCAUCACACUUGCCACACAGCCUGCUACACCCACACGCACGAUAGCAGCGACCCCCAUCCAAUCCCUUCCUCACAGCCAGACAACACCAAAGCACAUCGACACACCCAGCCUGGAAGAGCCCAGCGACCUGGAGGAACUUGAGCAGUUUGCCAAGACCUUCAAACAGAGACGUAUCAAACUGGGCUUCACGCAGGGGGAUGUUGGCCUUGCCAUGGGAAAACUUUACGGAAAUGACUUCAGCCAAACCACCAUUUCUCGCUUUGAGGCCUUGAACCUGAGCUUUAAAAACAUGUGCAAACUGAAGCCUCUGCUUGAAAAAUGGCUCAAUGAUGCAGUUUGUGCAGAGAACCAGACAUCUGACCAGGCCCUGUCCAGUCCCAGCUCUCUUGGCUCGCCUGGGCUGGGCAUAGAGGGUCUAAACCGCCGCCGCAAGAAGAGGACCAGCAUUGAGACCAACAUCAGAGUGGCCUUAGAAAAGAGCUUUCUGGAGCAGAACCAAAAACCUACCUCUGAGGAGAUCACCAUGAUCGCGGACCAGCUCAACAUGGAGAAAGAGGUUAUCCGAGUAUGGUUCUGUAACCGCAGACAGAAAGAGAAGAGGAUCAACCCACCCAGCAGUGGCAGCGCCAUCAGCACUCCUAUCAAAGCAAUCUUCCCUCCCACCACAGCUCUGGUGCCGAGUACAGCGAGUCUUGUGACCAGUAACACACCGACUACGAUGACUGUAAACCCAAUUUUGCCUCUCACCAGCACUAGUGUCUCCAGCGUCGGUUUCACUGGCACAACUAUUGGCUCGGCUACCACUAACACUGCAUCGGUCAUCUCCACUGCACCUGUGAUCACCACCGCAGCAUCCUCUCCUUCGCUCAGCCCUUCUCCCACCGCAGCGCAGACGUCCUCCUCAGAGCACACUUCAGCUCAGGAGACGUUGACGGCAGUAAGUCAGGCACCUUCCUCCCUGGCGACAACUCUGGGCACUGGGCAGGUGAUGGUGGCGGCACCCAGCCUCUCAGCCGCUCUGCAAGGAGCCGCCCAGCUGCCCACCAGCGCCAGCAUCGCCGCCAUGGCUGCAGCCGCAGGCCUCAAUCCUGGGCUCAUGGCAUCGUCGCAGUUCACUCCUGGUGGAGCUCUUCUAAGUUUGGCACCCGGUGGUCUCGGAAGCGCUUUGAGUCCAGCACUGAUGAGCAACAGCACCUUGGCCACGAUCCAAGGUGUGUGGAGCGCUCUGGCGUCUAGUGGCACUCUGCCCAUUACAUCUCUGGAUGGGAGCGGGAACUUGCUGUUUGCCAACACCAGCGCUGGUAGCACCCCUAACCUCGUGACGGCACCGCUCUUUCUGAACCCUCAGAACUUGUCGCUGCUCGCCAGUAACCCGGUCAGCCUGGUGUCUGCGGGAGGGGCCGCUGGUGCCGCCGGAGCCCUCAACCUGCACAUCACCGCCGAUGCCCAUCAGAACGCUGUUACCACAGCAAAUAUGCCCGCCUCCACCAUCACCACGGCCUCUAAGGCCCAGUGAAAGCUUUACCCACUCUUCUCCUGUCCUACACCCCUCUCCUCUUUCUAAGUUUUUCUUGCUACCACCAAAAACAAACCUACUAAAUAGGAUUUAAUGUUUUAAGUUUGUACGUUCUAACUUUUCACAUAUCUUUUACAACCUAAUCUGCGAUGUUUGGACCUCAUUGAUGGGUUGACGUCAACCAAAUCAACCGUAAGCGAAUGUUGGCGUCUCCACAGAGCUUGCAUCAGGAGAGCAAAAACCUCCCUGGACAUUGUGCCAAGUCUCUGUGCGACGCAAAGACAUAUUCGUGCAGCGAACUCGCUCCUUUCUCCCAUUUUCACACGAAACCUCUUCUUCAGAGGUAUUUCUGAAAUGCUUUUAACCAAAAAAACUUUGUUUACUCUGUGUUGAAUGAUACCUUCUUACUGCUGACAGUAACCUCCUCUUCCUCACUGUAGAAAAACGUUCUGUGUCUACGAUCUCGUCUCUUUUCACUGGAGAUUCUGCUUUACAGACGUUCCGGUCCUUUUAGAUGCACAUGAUUUAUUUUUGUCAAACAAUGGGUUAGCUUUAUGUCCAGUAUCUUGUGGUUACAAGGCUUUAAAUGGAGUAAUAAGUGGCUGUGAUGCGGUUUCAUCGCUUUAAGGAAUCGUUCGACUGGCCUUCUUUCUAGUGGAACACUUUCAGAUAGUUUUCAUAUCAUGUUGUAGUAGCAAAAGACUAGUCUGGGUCUGAAUCCCAGUAACGACCCAGUAACGGGCUCACUUAAUACUAAAAGCUUUAACGAAUUACGAGAUGAUUCGUCAAGGAGGAGUUGUUCAGCGUGGGCGACGGUAACUGAGCAGUCUAUUUUGAGAGAGCGCUCACAACUCUUGCGUUAGCGUCAGGACUGCGUAACCACGUAAGGUAAACCUCCUCAAGGUCUUCCUAACAUGGGAUGUACUUACGGUAUCACCACCUGUUUGUGAAGGUGUAGGUCAAGCGAGACAAAGUCGAUGAGGUGGAUGAUGUUCAAGUUUGUUUUUGUUUUUUAGGGUCUUUGAUUUUCUACUUGUGCACAGUAUCUGUACCAAAAAACUGGAUUUGAGAACUGCAGUCUGCUUGGUUUUUAGCAGAACGUCUGUCAUGCUUUAAGAGGUCUUUAUUUCGGAGGUCUUUGUAUUGCCUCUAUUUCAAGAUAUACCAAAAAUCUUUGUUAUACCUGUUGCUGUAUAUUGCUACUGUAGCGUAGUUUAAGCCUAAAUAUUUAUGAGCGAAGGCUCUCGGUAGACCACAGGAAAUAUAAUGCAAUAUUUUGAUCUUUUCCAAAGACGAAAACAUAGGGUUUUUUUUUUUAUUUUUUUUUUUUGAGAUGGCUGUCCCUCCUCAAUUUUGUAGCGUCAGUGAGACCAACCAAAUAGACCCGAGGCGAGAGCAGGACGUGAUGCUACAGCAUAGGACCUGUUUGGGAUUGUCCCUUCUCCUGGCCAACUUUGAGAGAAAAACGGGAGAGUCGUCUUCCCAUUCUGUUUAAAUGUGGAUGUGAGUGUGUUCUUACCUGACAGGCUUUUUGAACAUUUUCCCUUCUUUGUAGUAACAAGGUGCCAGAUCCAGAAAUCAGGGCCGUCUCUAAAUUACGCAAAGCUCUUUGUUCCCCCAACCUAUAUGGUAGAGGACAUUAGCGGGCUUGAAAUAUCCGUUACAAAGGGGUGAGAACUUAAUUAAGGGGUUUUAGCCGGAUGGUCUGUUUUGUUUUUCCCUACCAAUGUAAUGCAGCCAUGAUGUAAAGCUUGAACCAAAGUCGAUUUCUCACUAGCUGCUGUGCCUGUGUGGGCCAGUGCAAUGCUGACCACACUUUCACUACUCACUACUGACAAACUUUACCAUCUCUUACACUUCUUUUAAACCCUGCUCUUUUGACUUGCAUUGUCCAGCGAAUCGUGUUCAGCUUUAUGAAGAAGUAUAGCUUCUCUAGCGCAGCGCUAACUUGCUUUAGCUCUCGAUAUCCAAGCAUUUAACGAUCCAAAGAGAAUCUUAAGGGCCUUGUGUUUAAGUGCUGUUGAGAUUUUGGGAGUCUGUGUCCUUCAUUUCGUUGUUUUAUCUUCUUGGUGAGUCUUUUGUUUUGGAUGUGAUCUCGUAGGACUCAACAUCGAUGCUGCGUUUCGACGAAUGGAUAGCAAUAGAGUCCACCAAACAGUUAAUUUAAAUCCAGAAGAACCUGUGGAGGUGCAAAAGGAUCUGAAAAGGCUUCAUAUGACAAGAAGGUGGAUUUUUAGUAUUGGUACAUUGCUUUUUUUAUUGUUGUUGUUGAUAAUGAAUGAUGGAGACAGGCAUUCUGGGAGAAUUAGAGCAUUGUUUCAUGCGUAGCGUUGCUUUUAACACUCUCACGUUUUAAAUUCUGUGACGAAGAGGUCCCCUUAAUGUUCCUUUCGUCUGUUACUGUUGCCCUGCCUGUUCAUUUUUGUUACGACUGUUUGUUAGCGACGCUUUGUGUUUUAUUGUUAAUAUGAUUUGAAAUACCUCAGCAGCACUUACAUGGAAGGUUCACUUUAAGCAAAAGACACCAGUAGUCAACUCCAGAAUGUACAAACGCUGUUUCUAACAGUUCAUUUUUUAAAAUGACCAACGUGUAAAACAAAGUAUAACAGGAAAAUCUGUACUAAUAAUAUCACAUAAGUCUACUACUGCUAUUUCAAGUACUACUACUACUACUUAAAGGGUAUGUCCAGGUUAACUUGUAAUGAAUAUUUUGUUAUCCUACUUGCCAAAGUAAAAAAAAAAAAAAGCCUUUGUCUUUGCGGCUGGGUCUUGUUGCUGCUCAUUCCGCUGGUUCUGUCCGGAAAUUUCAACGUAGCCUCUCUGGACGUGUAGAUUUAUGUGUUGUUUUGCGCAUUAGUGUCACAACCCGGCAGUCGCCGGGGACUGUGGGGAGUUACUGAUAUAUUUAUCUGAGGAAUGACUCAAAGAUUAGAGAACUUCUUUUCUAAAUUCUAUAUAUAUUCACUUAUGUAAGAUGCUCAUAUUUUAUAUUUGAACUAAUAUCUAGUUUGAAUGUAGUGUUUUUGUCAUGCUUAUUCACUAAAAGGAAAAAAAAAAACAAACAAAAAAUGACUUCAUUUAUAUUAUAGCUAUUCUAAAAAAUAAAAAAAAUACAAAAAAAAGUCAAGACCAAAAAUUGCAACCACGCCCUUGCGAUGUGGGAGUGGCUGUUGUGUGUCCCGCCCACAUUUAAAUGUGGUUUGUUUGAGUGGGAGGGGCUUGUGAUGGUGCUCCUAAAGGAAAGCGCCCAGCUUUCAUUGACACAAGCACCAAACUAUUCGUAAUUUGAUUUUGCUUUACUUUCUAUGAAUUUAAUUUGUUGCUUUUUAACAAUCUUUACCAAUCAUUUGAAUUUAUUUACUUUAUGCCUUUUUUUGUAUAUCAUGAGGGAGCAACGUCACUGGCUUUCUUAGUUUGACAAAAACUUGCAUUUAUCAUUUAUGCCUUACUAUUAUUUCAGAGUUUGACGCAUUGUAGCAAACUGUAACAUGUUGAUGUGAGAGAUGACUUCGUUUGGUUGUGAAUUCGUGUGCGUGUGCGUGUGUGAAAGAGGAUGCAACCGAGCAUGCACCAAUGUCAAAACUCACAUGGUGCAUAUCAACCAUGAAAAUAACGCUGUGAGUUUUAUUUGUGUUUUGUGAUAUUUUGGAAGUGUUGCUACCUAUUUUGUAGGUAAAAUUCAAGCCGGUUGGAUACCUGUUAAAAGCUUUACUAAUAACUCAACUCCAGCUGAUAUGUAGGGGGCGCUAGUGGUGCAUUUACUUUGAAAGAUAAAACUCUAGAGAGGUUCUGUCUGACAUCAUAUCUUAAAAGUGAGACUUUUUAGUGACACUCGUUGAUAGGAAAUAGGGCUGUCAAACGAUUAAUCGCAUACAAAAAUGUUUAUAUAGUAUAUAUGUAUGUAUUGUGUAUACUAUGUAUAUAUAAACACACAUAUUUAGAUAUAUGUGUAUAUUUAUAUAUACAUAAUACACACACACACACAUAAAUUAUGUUAACAAGCUUUCGCUUUCAAUGCGAUUAAUCACGAUUAAUCGUUUGACUGGCCUAGUAGGAAAAACAGGAUUUUUUGUUUAUAGUGGAUAUAAGGAAGCAUCACACAUCACUGGAUGCGAAGACCACUUGGCUGUAAAUGAUAUCCUUUUUUUAACCUGUGUGCUCAUGAGAUGUUUCGGAUGUGAUUUAUCUGCAGAUGUUGAACCUGGCAACAGCUUUGUUGCGGAUCCUUUUUGGCACUUGAUUUUGGCGUGUGUGGAUGCUCUGACUUGUGAUUGGAUAGUUUCUCGAUUGUAGCGGGCUUUGCCGCCGUAGACCCUCGGUCUAGUGACAAAAUAGGAUAGAUGCAGAAGAGGUCAUGCACCAGAGAGCCGAGCGAGAGCUGGUCUGAGUAAAGGAGCUGUUGUAUACCUCAUUUAUAACUCGAAACUGAGUAAAAACUUGCUUUAAUCUACUUCAAAAAAAUAAUAAUGUUCCAAAACAGAAGCCUGCAGAUGACUGUUUAAAGUUUGGAGUGAGGAACCGGAUGGAUACCCAGAAGGCCAAACAAGCUUGUGCAUAUUAGAAACCCAUCCCACUUAUUUAUAUGUUGCUUUUAAUACAAAUUUAAGUUAACAUUAUAGCUCCUUAUUAAUUUUACACCAAAGCUUUUUUAUGAUUUGACAAUCGUCGUGUUUAUAUACCCCUAACCCUUGCAGGGCUUGCGCUGUUUGUUCUUCUGGGUUUGUGGUCUGCUUGUUCCUCACCUUCUCAGUGGUAACCAAAGACUUUCAAAGUGAUUGUAUGGACUAAACUCUCUCUUCUAUAGUGCCCUGCCUCAACCAUCAGCUUGUGGUUUUAGAUCAUUGGUCACUCGUGGUCAAGUGGGCGGGGUUUAGUAGAAAGAGGAAGCUAAACACCUCUGCCGGCUUCUGGAAAGGACUUAAAGUAACCCCUCACGGGCUGGGUGAUGUUUAUUAAUACACGCUGAAGGCUGUCCUGGGCUCACUGCAACCUGCUCAGGAUAAACUGUCCUCUGGAGUCCCACUCUGUGGCUGCAGCAAGGCAACACUGUUUCUAUGAUUGUCUAUAGAAAACAUGCAACGUCUCGCCAUAGUCGUCUUUUCGGUGCUGUGGUUUCGCUGUUCUGUCGAUGUCUUUUAUCUAGCUUUGCUGUUUCCACGAUCAUGAUUUCAAUUGGUUUGAUCAGCUGUGCAACUAUGCAUCGUUGUCCUCCAUCCCGCAAGGGCGGCGUCUGUGCGACGAGGCCCUUUUCAGAUGGAUCUUAAUAGUUUUAUGCCGAGUGGAGGGUCGAAAGCAACUAUAAGCUCUAUCCCAAAGCAAAAAUAUCCAAAUAUGAAAUGUUUUACAAAUGCAGAUACCAAAGAUUGCUCUGUUCUUUUUGUUUUUUUUUUUGGUUUGUUUGUUUUUUUUUUUCCUCUUCCUUCCCAAACCCUUCAGCUUGUGUAUUAAGAAACAGAACCCAGCUCUGACAGUAGUCCUAACCUCAGUAAUUCCAAAGCUUAGAUGUAUAUUUUGGUAUUUUUCUGAGAUGCUUAUGGGGAAAAAAAACGAAGUUUGUCGUUUUUAGUUUUCUUGUUCGUUGGAUCUGUUGCUCUUUUUCUGUCACAGCAUGGAAUUUAACUGCAAAACUGUCUUACUGUAGGUUAAAGAAAUAGUAUUUUUGUAUGUUUUUGGAUGUGUCGAUGUAUGUGAUAUCAGUUUCACUGCCCAACUUAUUGUUUUUGAAACAAAAGAGAAAAAAGGUUGAGUUAAAAAAAAUGUGUACAUAAUGCGUAGGUCACUGAUUUCAAAAGAAAUCCCUCUCUAUACUCUCAUUUCCAUGUUUCCUACAGCUGAAGCUCAAGGAAUGUGUUCCAUUUUCACCCUGUCACAUACUGUAGAUUGUACUUCUGUAUCUCCCUUCAGAACGCUGUAACUCACUGUUGUAAUAGUGAUGAUUGGUUGGGUUCUGAGUAUCACUACAGACCUGAACUCUAGAGCCACUCGUGGCCUGCUAUCAAGCGAACAUAUACCCAAGACUGAACGCUAAACGGCUACAUCGCUGUAGCUUAGAACUGAAUGAUUGUGUAGAAUAUAAGUAUGUGAAUCAGGAUACAUGGUAGAUUUGAUGCAUUUGUCUGCUGUAUUUUGUUUGUUUUUUAUAUAUAUAUAUAUAUAAAGAUAAUCUUUUACUGUAACUGUACAGUUCUCUUUUGUUGUAAACAUCAUUAAACCAUUUUCCAAGUGUUUUAAUAUUCUAA